Messenger RNA from Copidosoma floridanum, 1095 nucleotides. RefSeq lists its product as uncharacterized. NCBI's taxonomy places the organism in Eukaryota, Metazoa, Arthropoda, Insecta, Hymenoptera, Encyrtidae. Gene Ontology annotation, molecular function: protein kinase inhibitor activity; double-stranded RNA binding; protein kinase binding. The record is from RefSeq and is a predicted model, not a curated record. Gene Ontology annotation, cellular component: nucleolus. Gene Ontology annotation, biological process: negative regulation of protein kinase activity.
UAUCCUAGAGAAAUGUCUGACGACUCCAGUGAUGAGAAAGAAAGGCCAUUGGUUGCAAAGACCGCGGUUGACUUGCAAAGGCUGAAACUCAUAAAACUAAUGAAGAACCCGGAUAAGCCAGUCAUAAUACCAGAUCGACCAAAAGUCAAAGGGACGCCAUCCGUACCUGAAUUCGUAAGGAACGUUAUGGGAAGCAGUGCUGGUGCAGGAAGUGGAGAGUUUCAUGUUUACAGACAUCUGAGGAGAAAAGAGUACUCCAGACAAAAAUACAUUCAAGAAAAAAGUCACAAGGAGAUUCUCAAUGAAGAGUAUCACAAAAAACUGGAGGAAAACAAAAAGCUAGCGGAAGAACUCACAGCAAAAAAGCGUGCUAAGAGACUCAAAAAAAAGCAAAAGAUGAAGAACAAAAAGUUUAAGCCCAAUCGAAACCAAAAUAUUCAAGAGAAAAGCAGUGAUUCUGAAAACGAGAGUUCAGAUGAAGAGAAGCACAGUGAUUCAAAAUUUGAUGUGGAGGGAAAAAAGGUUGAACCCAAAGAAGACUCCAAAACUAGUGAUGUACAUGUGGUAAAAGAUGAUGAGCCGUGUAGUACUAACAAAGAAGAAAACAGCCAUUCUAAAAUAAGUUCAAAAGCUAACAUAGAGUCAAAACCUGACAUAAAUAUUGUAGCUGAACAAGGUAGUGAAAGCACAGUGGUAGAAAAAAAUACAUCGAAAAUAGUAAAUAGGCAGUCGAAUCAAGAAAAUACUAAGGCAAAGAGCACAUCUGAGGUUCCUGAUGAAAACAGUAAAUCUGAAACACAAUCUGAUAACAUAGACAAAGUAACAAAUAGAGGGAAAAAUCAAGAAAAUACCAAGGAAAAGAGUACAGCUGAGGUUCCUGAUGAAAACAGUAGAACUGAAACGCAACCUGAAAAUGUGGACAAAGUAACAAAUGGAGGAACAACUCAAGAAAAUGCCAAGGACAAGAGCACAGCUGAAGUUCCUGAUAAAAAAAAUAAAUCUGAAAAACAACCUAAUAAUAUUUCAAAUGAAAAUAUAGAAAAUACUUGCAGCUCUAGUGGUAAAAAAAGCACAGAUGAUGAGAGUGCUGGAUAG